UAGAUUGUGUCAAUAAAUGAAACGCAUAUUUUCAUAAAAUUUAUGUAAUUAAAAUCGUAUUGAAUCUUGAUAACUUGAUAUAUUAUAAAUAUAGAUGAUUAUAUAUUAUCGAUAUUAAAAUUUUUUUUAUGUGAAAAUCUUAAUGAAUAUGUUUUUAUAUUAAUUAUUAUAUAUAUCAAGAUGUUGAUUUUUUGUAACGUAAAUAAGUAAUUUCAUAAUCAUUCUAUUUAAAAAUAAAAUUUAAUUCAUGAAUAUAAUUAUAAUAACGGAACUAAUAAUUUUGAACAAUGUUUAAAUCAAAUCAAGAACCUGAUAUACCUGCAGCAUUAGGUCUAUUGUCACAUCUAACAAACGACGAACUAAAAGAAUUAUUAAAUGAUGAUUCAAAAUUCGAAGAUAUUGUGAAAGAUGUAAAACAGUUUAAAAAUUUAGAAACUGAAAAGGAAUUAUUAAUGGCAAGUAACACAUCUUUGGCAGAGUUUAAUUUAUCGAAACAACCUGAAUUACAAGAGGGUAAACAAAUAUUAAAAGAACUUAGUGAAAAAGGAAAUAGAUUAUGCAUAAGUGUAAAAGAAAAAUUAGAAGAAAUAAAAAAUAAAUCUGGAGAAAUGACUGCUGAUACUGCAUUAGAUUUAUUACAAACAGCAGCAGCUGAAAUUGAAGAAGAAUCAGAAACCAUAGCUGAAAAAUUUUUGGCUGGAGAUAUAGAGGUCGAUGAAUUUUUAGAGCAGUUUUUAUCACGGCGUAAAUUAAUGCAUCUACGUAAAGUUAAAGUAGAUAAAUUAAGAGAAUUAAUAAGAAAAUCACAUGCUGUGACUAGUGGUCCUGGAUAUCCAAUUGCUAGUAAUUUUCAUAACUUAGUUCCUGCAAUUCCUUAUCCAACUGGACCUGUUUCAAUGCCAAUGCCUGUACCAUCAGGUUUAUCACAUUAUAGGCCAUAUUAAAUUAUAUCUGAUAUAGAAUGAUGUUAUAUAUUUAAAACAAUUUAAUCUUUAAAUAUUAAAUUUUGCAUUAUAUAUAAGAAAUAUUUUAAUUACUAAUAAUUUUAAUGAAUAAAAAAUAUGAAUAUUGCAUAUAAUAAAACAAUUAUUAAAUCAAUCAUUUUAAUUUAUAGUUAAUAUAAAGUUAAAAUAAUUUAUAAGUAAAUUUUAUAAUGUUAUUAUAAUAUAGACUUCAUUUCUUGAAAUAUAUAUUAAAAUUACUAUAUGUAUAAACUAUAUACAUUUUUAAAAUUUUACAAAUGAUUCAUUUUGAUCCAUGUUUUUUUCUAUCAGUAUAAUAUUGGUAUGACAUUUAAUGUUAGUUUUUUGAUUGAAUUGAUAUUAAUAUUAAUAAUAAUUAAUUCAAAUAAAUAUAUAAUUUUAAAUAUAAUUUUUUUUAAACUAAAUUUAAAACUAAAAUUAAUAACUAAUUGCAAUAAUUUUGUUAUUAAAUUAAUUUUAGAUUUAAAGUUUUUAACUAUAUUAAAUGUAAUAGAUAUGUUUCAUUAAUCAAUUUGUAAUUUAAUAUAAUUAAUUAGCAAUUAAUAGUAAAAACUUACAUAGAUAAAAAAUUAAAAUUUUACAUAUAUUUCUGAUUUAUGUCUGGAUGAAUGAAAUAAACUUAAUAUUAUUUUUUAUAUACAUAUAUUAUGUUUUAUAUUUUUAAUUAUAAUGUUUUCCUAUAUAAAAUCUUUUAAAUAAAUAAUAAAUAAUUCUAAUCAGUUGA
This is a messenger RNA of Apis cerana (Asiatic honeybee), 1707 nucleotides long. RefSeq names its product vacuolar protein sorting 37B (gene Vps37B). The record is from RefSeq and is a predicted model, not a curated record. Gene Ontology annotation, biological process: protein targeting to vacuole; ubiquitin-dependent protein catabolic process via the multivesicular body sorting pathway; protein targeting to membrane. Gene Ontology annotation, cellular component: ESCRT I complex. Lineage: Eukaryota; Metazoa; Arthropoda; Insecta; Hymenoptera; Apidae.